Molecule: messenger RNA, 2759 nt
Organism: Lotus japonicus
Lineage: Eukaryota; Viridiplantae; Streptophyta; Magnoliopsida; Fabales; Fabaceae
Product: cleavage and polyadenylation specificity factor subunit 2
Exons: 18
Coding region: 89-2311 (740 amino acids)
Biological process (GO): mRNA 3'-end processing by stem-loop binding and cleavage
Cellular component (GO): mRNA cleavage and polyadenylation specificity factor complex
Molecular function (GO): RNA binding
Source: RefSeq, a predicted model, not a curated record
ACAAAGACAAUCGCCAUAUAUUUAUAGAGUGCGCAAAUACAUACUCACAGAGAGCGAGGGAGCGAGCAUAUGCAGAGAUAGCAGCACCAUGGGAACAUCAGUGCAGGUAAAGCCACUGUGUGGAGUGUACAACGAGAACCCUCUCUCGUACUUGGUCUCCAUUGAUGGCUUCAACUUCCUCAUCGACUGUGGUUGGAACGACCACUUCGACCCUUCCCUUCUUCAACCCCUCUCCAGGGUAGCAUCAACUAUAGAUGCUGUCUUGCUUUCGCACCCGGAUACGCUUCACCUUGGUGCCCUCCCAUAUGCUAUGAAGCAGCUUGGACUCUCUGCGCCUGUUUUUUCAACUGAGCCUGUCUACAGAUUGGGCCUUCUCACUAUGUAUGACCAGUUCCUCUCAAGAAAGCAAGUGUCGGAGUUUGAUCUGUUCACGCUAGAUGAUAUUGAUUCUGCUUUCCAAAGUGUAACAAGGCUAACAUACUCUCAGAAUCAUCAUCUCUCAGGCAAGGGAGAGGGAAUUGUGAUUGCACCUCAUGUUGCUGGGCAUCUUUUGGGAGGUACGAUAUGGAAAAUUACAAAGGAUGGUGAGGACGUCAUAUAUGCUGUUGAUUUUAAUCAUCGGAAAGAAAGGCAUUUGAAUGGAACUGUUCUAGGUUCUUUUGUGCGGCCAGCAGUUCUAAUAACUGAUGCUUAUAAUGCUUUGAACAAUCAGCCUUACAGACGCCAAAAGGACAAAGAAUUUGGAGAUAUCUUAAAGAAGACUCUUAGGUCAGGUGGCAAUGUAUUGCUCCCUAUUGACACUGCAGGACGGGUGUUGGAACUUAUUCUGAUGCUAGAAUCGUAUUGGGCUGAAGAAAACUUGGUCUACCCCAUAUAUUUUCUUUCAUAUGUUUCAUCCAGCACAAUUGAUUAUGUAAAGAGUUUCCUUGAGUGGAUGAGUGAUACCAUUGCAAAGUCUUUUGAACAAACGCGUGAAAAUAUAUUUCUUUUGAAGUAUAUUACACUUCUGGUUAACAAGACUGAGCUUGAUAAUGUUCCAGAUGGUCCAAAGGUUGUUCUAGCAUCCAUGGCAAGUUUGGAAGCAGGUUUUUCUCAUGAUAUAUUUGUUGAGUGGGGCAGUGAUGUAAAAAAUCUCGUGCUUUUUACUGAAAAAGGCCAGUUUGCCACACUAGCUCGUAUGCUUCAGGCUGAUCCACCUCCAAAAGCUGUCAAAGUCACUGUGUCCAAGCGUGUUCCUUUGGUUGGCGAUGAGCUAAUUGCCUAUGAGGAAGAGCAAAAUCGAAUAAAGAAAGAAGAAGCUUUAAAAGCCAGUCUUAUAAAGGCGGAAGAAUUGAAAGCAUCUCAUGGGGCUGAUAGUAAUACAAGUGAUCCAAUGGUCAUUGAUACUGGCAAUAAUCUUGUAGCACCAGAAGUGGCUGGUCCACGAGGUGGAGGAUACCGGGACAUAUUUGUUGAUGGAUUUGUUCCCCCUUCAACAAGUGUUGCCCCAAUGUUUCCCUGUUAUGAAAAUACGUCUGAGUGGGAUGAUUUUGGUGAAGUCAUAAAUCCAGAUGAUUAUGUAAUUAAGGACGAAGACAUGGACCAGACAGCAAUGCAUGUAGGAGGUGAUAUAAAUGGAAAACUAGAUGAAGGUGCUGCGAGUUUAAUACUUGAUACAAAGCCAUCAAAAGUCAUAUCUGAUGAAAGGACUGUGCAAGUCAGGUGUUCCUUGGUAUACAUGGACUUUGAAGGCCGUUCAGAUGGAAGAUCCAUUAAAAAUAUUCUCUCCCAUGUGGCUCCCCUGAAGCUGGUUUUGGUGCAUGGGUCAGCUGAAGCUACGGAGCAUCUGAAGCAGCAUUGCCUGAAGAAUGUGUGUCCUCACGUUUAUGCUCCCCAAAUUGAAGAGACAAUUGAUGUUACCUCUGAUUUAUGUGCUUAUAAGGUUCAACUAUCUGAGAAGCUAAUGAGUAAUGUACUCUUCAAGAAGCUGGGAGAUUAUGAAGUAGCUUGGGUUGAUGCUGAAGUAGGGAAAGCAGAAAAUGACACGCUCUCGCUGCUGCCUGUUUCCGGAGCAACUCCUCCGCAUAAAUCUGUUCUUGUUGGUGAUUUGAAAUUGGCAGAUUUCAAGCAGUUCCUCUCCAGCAAGGGUGUUCAGGUGGAAUUUGCUGGUGGGGCUUUGCGUUGCGGUGAAUAUGUAACUGUCCGGAAGGUUGGGGAUGCAAGUCAGAAGGGUGCUGGUUCUGGUACACAGCAAAUUAUUAUUGAAGGCCCCCUGUGUGAAGAUUACUAUAAAAUUCGCGAAUAUCUCUAUUCACAGUUUUAUUUGCUUUAGAUUUGGGCGAAAAAUUCAGUUUUUGCUUUGUUUUACCUCUUCGUUUCACUUGUUUAAGGAAGACUCAUACAGCCUAAGAAACAGGGUUCACGAACAGGGGGGAAGGAUGUGACUUUUGUGCUUCAUUUAGGGACCAGAAAGCUUAGCUGAGUAGCAGAGUUGGAAGAGUUGGUUAAUCUGGUUAGCCAUUUUAACUAGAAGAUUGACAGAGCUGUCAUUUGCUUUCAAUAUUAUCAGUGAAGAAAUGACACUGCGUCAUUCUCAGUGUUGUGCCUUGAAUUUACAACAACCUUAGCAUCUGAGGAAAUGAACUUUUCAAAUGUCUUUGGUCUCAAUGUAUUUCUAGGAAAGUUAUGUAAUUUGUUCCUUAUUUCUGGAUCAUUCUUUGAUGAGAACCAAAAUACAGAAAUAGAGAACAAGGUAUGAGAAUAAGGAAACACUUUGAUUA